Messenger RNA from Triticum turgidum subsp. durum (durum wheat), 1602 nucleotides. Lineage: Eukaryota; Viridiplantae; Streptophyta; Magnoliopsida; Poales; Poaceae. The record is from the annotation of a GenBank genome assembly.
AUGGAGCACGACGCGCCGCCCGCCCCCUCGCACCACGCCCAGGACGACGGCGCCGUGGACGACUGGGCGCGCGACGACGCGGAGCCGUCCGAUCGGCACGCCGCCCCCGCGGAGGAGAGCCCCGAGCCCGCGGACGCCGCCGCCGCCCCCGCGCCACCAGCGGAAGGUGUCAAUGACAUUCAGUCAUCACUUCAGUCGUUGGAGUUGAAGACAAAUGCUCCUGCGCAUGAGGAUGUUCAAAUGGUAGCAGAUGAGGAAGAGGAAGAAAAGCGCCAUAUAAAUUUGGUUUUCAUCGGCCAUGUUGAUGCGGGGAAAUCGACUGCUGGAGGGCAAAUAUUGUUCUUGAGUGGUCAGGUUGAUGACCGGACCAUCCAGAAAUAUGAAAAAGAAGCAAAGGAUAAGAGCCGAGAAAGUUGGUAUAUGGCUUAUAUUAUGGACACAAAUGAGGAAGAGCGACUUAAGGGGAAGACUGUUGAAGUUGGUAGAGCCCACUUUGAGACUGAAAAUACAAGAUUCACUAUCUUAGAUGCACCGGGCCAUAAAAGUUAUGUUCCAAAUAUGAUAAGUGGUGCAUCUCAAGCUGACAUUGGUGUUCUGGUCAUAUCUGCUCGGAAAGGUGAAUUUGAAACUGGUUAUGAAAGAGGAGGCCAGACUCGUGAACAUGUACUGCUUGCAAAAACUCUAGGUGUUGCUAAGUUGGUAGUUGUCAUCAACAAGAUGGAUGAACCUACAGUACAAUGGUCAAAAGAAAGGUAUGAUGAAAUUGAAGGGAAGAUGAUUCCUUUUCUCAGAUCUUCAGGGUACAAUGUUAAGAAAGAUGUCCAGUUCUUGCCUAUUUCUGGUCUUUGUGGAGCCAAUAUGAAGACCAGAAUGGAUAAAAGCAUUUGUAGUUGGUGGAACGGUCCUUGCCUUUUUGAAAUUCUGGACAAAAUCGAAGUUCCUUUGCGUGAUCCCAAAGGGCCAGUAAGGCUGCCAAUUAUUGAUAAAUAUAAAGAUAUGGGCACAGUCGUAAUGGGAAAAUUAGAGAAUGGGACUAUCAGAGAGGGUGAUAGUUUGUUGGUUAUGCCAAACAAGACCCACGUGAAAGUCACUGGUAUAAACUUGGAUGAGAAGAAAGUACGACGUGCUGGACCCAAUGAGAAUGUACGUGUCAAAGUGUCUGGAAUUGAAGAGGAGGAUAUCAUGGCAGGUUUUGUACUUUCAAGUGUUGCUAAUCCUAUUGGUGCUUUCACUGAAUUUAAUGCCCAACUGCAGAUUCUAGAGUUGCUUGAUAAUGCUAUUUUCACUGCUGGUUACAAGGCAGUGUUACACAUCCACUCUGUUGUCGAGGAGUGUGAGAUUGUUGAUCUCAUAGAGGAAAUUGACAUGAAGAAAGCGAAAGUAACUGACCCAAAGAAAAAGAAGACCAAGAGGAAGCCUCUUUUUGUGAAGAAUGGUGCAGUUGUAGUUUGCCGCGUCCAGGUGACUAAUUUGAUAUGCAUAGAGAAGUUCUCUGAUUUCCCUCAGCUUGGAAGGUUUACUCUACGAACUGAAGGCAAGACAAUAGCUGUAGGCAAGGUUGUUGAUGUUCCUCCAGUUGGCAGGUCAACGUUUUCAGCUUAA